GUAGAAUCUGCUGGUGGAGAACUCAGAGAUUGCAUAAUUGCUGAGAUAUUGACAAAUGCAGUGCAACUAUCAGAAGAUCAAUAUGGCAACUAUAUGGUGCAACAUCUUUUGGGACUGAAGUUACCAAGAGUUACAUAUAUUUUAAUUGAUAGGCUUCAAGGAAACUUUUUGACUCUCUCUUGCAAUAAGUACGCUAGUAAUGUUGUUGAGAAAAUUAUCCUCGAUUCAAGAAAAAAGCACUCAACGAGAAUUAUCACCGAGCUGCUCAGUAAUCCAAGUGGUUCAAUGCUACUGAUGGACCCUUAUGGUAACUUUGUCAUCCAGUCAUCACUGCAAAGAGCAAAGUGUGCUGGUGCUCGGGAUGACAAGGGGAAUGAUAUUAUAAGGGACUACUACAGUAGUCCACUUACUGCAAGUGGCAACACUCGCGAUGAUAUGUUACUUGCCAAACUUGAGACUGUCAAUACUGGUUUUGGUGACCCUGGUUCUUCAGUGGUCAGAUUCAUAAUAUUCUGCCAGAUUCCUUGUCUAGCAAUAGGCAUUAGAGGCAGAACAAUGAGCUCUGCAGUUUGA
Solanum tuberosum (potato) is the source of this 573-nucleotide messenger RNA. RefSeq names its product pumilio homolog 12-like. Lineage: Eukaryota; Viridiplantae; Streptophyta; Magnoliopsida; Solanales; Solanaceae. The transcript is spliced from 5 exons. Bases 94 to 573 code for a protein of 159 amino acids. Gene Ontology annotation, molecular function: mRNA binding. Gene Ontology annotation, biological process: post-transcriptional regulation of gene expression. The record is from RefSeq and is a predicted model, not a curated record. Gene Ontology annotation, cellular component: cytoplasm.